CCUGAAGUUUGUGUUUACAUCCGGAAACAACAUGCAACAUAAAUGUAUUUUAGGCAUACAUUAUAAAAGUGAUUUCACAUCAAAUGGCUUGAUCGGGAAUAUUGAUACAAUAACAAAACAUGUAUCUAAUGAUCAAAUUACACGACACCUAUGCAGAGAGUAUUGAAAGUUAGUGUUACAAGUUUUUAUGACGCUUGCCGGUACUAACGGCUGACUAAUGGUAGACAUAAUGUUAACCAGCGAUAACAUUACCAGUUUGCCUGUUUUACAUGAAUAUUCAUAGACAGCAUAAAGCCAUCCUUGUAUCAGGGAUUAAGUCCAGUGCGUUUGUUUCAGUGUUAAAUUACAUAUAGAUAAAGUAAUAUAUUACUCUAACUGCGCAUGUUGUCAUCAAGAAGAACUGUUUACGUCGAUGACGAUGGAAUGUUGUAACUGAAACGUUGGUCAAAUGGGUUUUACACAGAUGGACAUUGUAUCAUGGUUUCUCAUCGUGGUCAUGUUGAUGGUGCUGGCCUUUGUGUUGAUGAAGCUGUAUCGGCUUUAUCGACUCCAGCACUAUGAGGUUAGAGCUCCUGACAUCCAACGGGGACACCGCUGGUAUAUGGUAGAUAUAUUUCCAGAGCAAACAUACUGUACCAUUGGUCACUACCGAAUAAAACAUGGAGCAACAUGUGACUCUUGUGGAGUAUGUGUCGAUGAUCAUUACAUGAAAACAGCAGACAAACAGAUCCACUGUAAACCUAUAUCGGAGAUCGGCCAUGGCACUCUUCAUCAUUGGGUUCAGGGCAAUCUACCUCUGUACAGCAAGUGUUUUAUUUGUGGUGAAGAUUGUGGAGUACUACCUCAGAUCUGUGAUGUUUGGUGUGCAUGGUGUCGAAGGACUGCACAUGAAGACUGUAAGCGAAUUAGUGAUAUGUGUGACCUGGGCCGUUUUAAGACUGCCAUUGUUCCCCCUAAUUGUGUCAGACUAAAACAAGUAGGGAUAAAAGGAAGACGACGCCUGGUGGUAGCUUCAGCAAGUCACCCAAACAUAACUAACUGGAGUCCCCUUAUAGUAGUAGCCACGAGGAAAAGUGGUAAUAAUGAAGGGGAGUUCAUUCUACGGGCAUUCCGAGGCUUUCUACAUCCUUCACAGGUGAUUGACCUAAACGAUGUGCCACCUGAGAAUGGCCUUGAAUGGUGCCACCUCCUCCCUGAUGUCACUUUCCGUGUGUUGGUCUGUGGGGGUGAUGGUACCAUUGGAUGGGUGCUGAAUGCCAUAGAUCAUCUUCGACUAAAAAAUCCACCAAAUGUAUGUAUUCUGCCGUUGGGGACAGGCAAUGAUAUGUCUCGGGUGCUAGGGUGGGGUGAAGGCUACACUCAUGGUGAUUUCAAUAUCCCAGAUAUCCUUGAGAAGAUUGGUGAAGCAGAACCUGCCAGUAUAGACAGGUGGAAAGUGGAGAUUAGCAUGAGAAGUAUUGUGAUGAAGAAAAGAAAGGUGGUGAUGAACAACUAUGCCUCAAUAGGUGUGGAUGCCUUAGUUACCCUCAAUUUCCAUCGGCAGAGGGAGAGUAGGCCAUGGCUGUUUGCACACCGCCUCAUCAAUAAGUUGUGCUACUUUACUUAUGGGACCAAGGACGUGAUGGAGCGAGAAUGCAAACACCUGAACAAGAAAAUUACGGUAGAGCUUGACGGCGAGUUGGUAUCGCUACCAGAUAUAGAAGGUUUGGUCGUCCUCAACAUCGCUAGCUGGGGAGGAGGCUGUCUACCAUGGACGUUAGACGACGGCCACCAACACUAUCGACCAGCAAGGUAUGAUGAUGGCUUGCUUGAGGUGAUGGCCCUGUACUCUUCAUUCCACAUAGCCCAGCUGCAGGUCGGGAUGGCAGCACCCAUCAGGGUUGGCCAGGCUAGAACAGUCCGGAUAACGUUACACGGAGGGAAAGUACCCAUGCAGGUAGACGGAGAGCCCUGGGAACAGCGCUACCCCGCCGAAAUAGUCAUUACGCAUCAGGGACAAGCAAAGGUCAUGGCCGUGGACACAUAAAAUCAGUACCGUGAUACAGGGGUCAUUGUCUCUCCCACCGAAACCAAGGUCAUCACCACAGCAACAUAUAGAUCUGGAUCAUUGAUGUAGUAUUUCUUUUGUCUUCUUCAUUUUAUUAACUCCCUGCGAUAAAGUUAGGGGAUAUACUGAAAUCGGGUUGUCUGUUAGUCCGUCUGUACACAUUUUGUCCGGACAACUCCUCCUAAACUGGUGAACCAAUUCCAAUUCAACUACAUACAAAUAUAAAGGAUCAUGUGUAGAUGUGCAUGCAAUUUGUUUUGUCAAAAAUUUGGUUGCCAUUGUAACUGGUCACUGUAAACAGGUUUUCUGAUAAUAAUGUAAUCUAGACAACUUCUCCUAAACUAUUGGCCCGAUUCCAAUGAAACUUCACUCUAACAUGAGGAGUCAUGUGUAGAUCUAUGUGCAUGCCACUUUGUUUUUUUUCCAAAAUUUUGGUUGCUAUGGUAACUGGUCACUAUAAACAGGUUUUCUGAUAAUACUUUUGUCUGAAUCACACAUUUAAAAUCUGGUAGGCCGAUAUCAAUGAAACUUCACAUACAUAUAGAGGACCAUGAGUAGAUUUGCAUACCGCUGUUUAAAUUCCAAAAUUUGUGUUGCCAUGAUAACUGGUCACUACAUACAGGCUUUUCGUGUCUGGAUUUGUGAAGCAAUUUUCACAAAAUUUCGAUGGAAUUUUAGGGAAUAUUUGCAGAUUAUGCAUUCAGUUGUUUAAAUUAAAAAAAACAUUGGUUACCUUGGUAACUGGUCACUAUUAACAGAUUUACAGGUUGGUUUUUUUCCUGAAAACUACAGAUUUUUCUUGUCCCGAAAACUGCUAAACCUGUCGACCGAUUUACACAAAACUUCAUAGGAAUGUUAGGGAACAUGUAUAGAUAUGCAUGCAGCUGUUUAAAUUGCAAAAUGUCGGUUGCCGUGGCUACUGGUUAUUAUCAACAGGUUUUUCCUUGUUUGGUUCAAAAUUGUGGUUUCUCUGGUAACCUAGCUACUAUACACAGGUUUUGUGUACUGGCUGAUAUCUCAUCACUCCUUAGAUAAACUAUUGAAACCUGGUCACAAGUGGUGUCACUUAUUAAUGUCUGUUAUCUUAGACACCUGGUGUUUCAAGAACCGUUACCAUGGAAAUACAAUGGAGGCUUCUGAUUGUUCAAUAUUGAUAUACAUUAUAUGUAUUGUCAUAAGCUGAAUAUUUCAUGUAUAAGUUUUUGAAGGGAAAGAAAUUACAACGGUGCUAUGCCUUGGUUGUAAAUGAAAGUUAGCGGGAGUAUUUGUUAGUUAACGGCUUACAGUUUUAGUUUUGUAUUGUACAUAUUUUUGGCACUUUUUAUGCUGCGUGUGCAAUACCAAUCUUUUAAGAAUCCACUAUUUUGUUCUUUUACAAGGGCUGUAUAUUUGUCCAAAACCGUAACUGAUUUACUCUGUCUUAGGUUAAGCAUACAUAAUCACAUUAAUUAGUCGGUUCGUUUGUAUUGAAAUCCGCGUUUUAGUAGGCUGCUACCUCCUAUACUGCAUGUGAUACACCACCACCAGAAACCAGACAUAUGCUAUAGAUUGGUCAAUAUAGGGAUGUCAUAUUUGUACUGAUAAGCUGUUACUGGUUAAAGGGAGGUAAUAACUUCAUUUUGAUUUGCAGUUUGUAUUUGUAUAAUUUCAAAGAGAUAUUACAUGUAGCUGUUGGAGUGUUAUAGUGUUGUAAGUAUCGACCUGUCAUAUAGUGACAGUGUAGAAAAUCUGCUAUCGAAUAUUCAUAAUUAGUCUUGUUUGUAAAAGGAGUGUUCAUUAGCGUUUUGAUUAACACAAGCUACUACUGUUCUGUCAUUUACCUGGUUCAUCAUAUAGUCAAACUUAUCAUCGCAACUAUGUACACGAAACACUAUUACCACAUGUCUUUUGAUGUUUGAAAUUCAGUACGCAUGCAUGUUAUUUGGACUAGAAUUAUGAUUUCCCAAUGAUUUGCGCACGGAUUAUUGAAACAAUCAUGCAUAGGUCAACUUCAAAUGACUCCUUUGAUAUUGAAUAAGUCAAAAGUUUUAUUUUUGCAGUGUAAUAUGAAGCCAUUUGAUAAAUUGACCCCUAUUCUAGACCUUCGUAAGUUAACCGUAUUACAAACGUCUUGUCGACCCUAGUAUGUCUCGUUCAUCUUUAUAUUUAUCACAGUCCCUUCAUGUACAGUAUCCCUUCUGUACGGCCAUCCUCGAAUAUACAGCCACCCCCGCUGUACGGCCACCCCCACCGUAUGGCCACCCUGGCUGUACGGCCAAUAAAAACACCGUUCAGAAAUAAGAGUAUUUUUUUUAAAUGUCUGAAAUGAUUAUUAAUAUAUUAUCAAUAAUAAGAUAUACAUAGUUUCACCGGUCUCUUUUGAGAUCGACAUAUUACAUAGUUAUGGAUUUGUUUCCUGAUUAGUAAUUUUUAUGAUCAUUGUAUAUCCGUUAUUUGUAUAUAAUCUAUAUUUAUAUUACGUAUUCAUUAUGUGAUUAGGAUCUUACCCUGGCCGUACUGAAGUGUCAGUCGACCAACCAAAUAUUGUGUCAUUCCUGUUAGCGUUGUCUAUACGAUUAUUCUGUUAUUUAUUAAGGAUGCACACCACAUAAUUGUGUUGUUAAGGUGUAUGUACUCAUUACAAGAUUCUUCAGGGCGAUUAUAUUUUGUUUGUGUUUUUGCCUUUUUAUAUGGUUGAAGUGUGCAUUUACUGCACGAAGAAGUACUAUGGUCACGAAACGGUCAGUAAUAGGACUUCCUGGUUGAUUUCGAGGGUAAAUGGAUAUUCCAUUGCCAAUCUUCAAACAUUAAUUAAUGUACGGCACUACCCGUCAAGUCAAGCAUACAUUUCCCAGGACAAAUCUUAAAUUUCUUAACAAAAAUGUUUACUAAGAUUUGUCAUUAAAACUUCCCAACAAAUAUCGUCCAUAAAUAAUGAAACAGUAAACUAGAGACAAAAUGGGCGUGCUGGGAUGACGUUCAAACAUUGACGUAAUUGUUGUAAUUGCACGCUGAAGUGGACAUUAAAUGGCCUAAGAUAAAUCCUUAUAAAAAUACAACAGCUCAUAUAACAACUUACUCUCCGUUCUUAAAAAGGUCUGUAGUUAACUUAUAUAAUGAAACAACAUAUUUGAUGGGAAUAAUGUCGGUAUUUACUCAAGGUCAAGCAAACGUAUAACGAAACAACAUAUUUGAUGGGGAUAAUGUUGGUAGUUACUCAAGAUGAAGCAAAUUGGAAGCUGCAUCGGCAUUGGAAUAAACAACUAACUCCUCAUUUCUAUACUUGUUCAUUAUACUUGCCUCACAACUAUUGUACCAUUACUUGACCUUCUUCCUCAGUGGUCUGUACCCUGAAUCCAGUUUGAUAAUGCUAUGUUCGUUUGUAGAUCCAUACAUCUUCCACUUGAAUCACUAGUACCAAUGCAGUUUGAUAAUGCUAUGUUCGUUUGUAGAUCCAUACAUCUACCACUUGAAUCACUAGUACCAAUGCGAUCACUGCCAACACGUUUAUUGACAUCAGUACUCUGGCUGUAUCUUGACGAUAACAGGACUGGAUUUUCCUCAAAAAAAUGGAAGAACUAUGAUUUUAGAAGGACUGCCCGGAACACAGCUCUUAAAGCAUUCAAUGCUGUUUGUGAUUAGAAUUACGAUGAAUAUGUUCAUUUUCGUUUGGAGAAUUCCUUAAAUGAAUAGAGACAAAGUAUCCUAUACGCGGCCAUGUAAAGUAUACACUGUUAAAACGAGCCGGUACAUGAAUCAAUAGUGACGUCUCUGAAACUUAUUGAAAAAUCACUAAUGUGUUCCAAUGUUUUAUCGGUAGCAAAAUGAAAAAAGUCUUUAUCCAUUCACCAUAAUUUUACCAAUCGGCUAAAGCAAUCGUUCACAUGCAGAUAUAUUAACUUUUGUAAAGCUGGCAGCUUUGGAAUGUUCCUCAUACGUUUUCGAAUACAGAAAUUAUCUUUUUCAACGUCUUCACAUCUUCACUAAAAUUCUUUAUUUCAUGAUCGUCCACGUUCCUCAUCAGACAACGAUACCACUAGUGUGAUCUCUUCUUAGCAUCAGCAGCAAGGCAAAUAGUGUCGGUCUGAUGAUUGUGGUGUUGUCCCCAAUUGCCGACUUGAGUAUAAUUUACCGUAGUUGAAGAUACUCUACAUUUGAGAUCUCUUUCAACAUAUCUCCAAUACAUUCUGUCCGUUGUCUUUAUGGUUUUUUUUGUUUGGAGUUGAUGGGAUGACCUCUGACCAUUACAGGAUCAUACUGAUCGUGUGAACUGAUAGACUGGAAACUUAGCCUGACCAAAGUGUGAACGUGGAGAAGCUGGCCAGACUUAGUUGAUGUUCACUCGGUAGGGGAUCUAUAAUGAACCAUUAUGAAGAUUGCUCUAUUAUAUUUGUACAAUAUCUUCAUGUUUGCUUUAUUUUGUUCUUGCUUAUGAUUGCAAUAUGGAUGUGUCUUAGCUACUCAAAGUAUCGCUACUUAGAUCUUAAUCAUUAUAAAAUUGAAAAGAUAAUAAACCAUUUAUGGUAA
Pecten maximus is the source of this 6553-nucleotide messenger RNA. Its product is annotated as diacylglycerol kinase epsilon-like. The record is from RefSeq and is a predicted model, not a curated record. NCBI's taxonomy places the organism in Eukaryota, Metazoa, Mollusca, Bivalvia, Pectinida, Pectinidae. The transcript is spliced from 10 exons. The coding region runs from base 449 to 2026 and encodes 525 amino acids. Gene Ontology annotation, molecular function: ATP-dependent diacylglycerol kinase activity.